AUGUGUCAAAUCCAGGUUUUCAUCCUUCCUGACAAGUCUGAUACAAAUUUAUCGAAUCCCCGGAGGGAUGAAAAGCUUGGGGGAGUUCGGUGUGUGUGUGCCGCUGUGAUCGCAUCCACCAACGUCGCUGUACGAAUGAAAACAACAACAAUUGUCACCGUCGUAGCCGGCAUCACUGCUUUCACGACGGGAUUAUCCGUCAUCGUUGUCACUUAUCUCUUCAAUGACAUCAACAAUUUCUAUGAUGAAGCGAUUCAAGAAUUUUUAGACUUCAAGGACCUGGCAAAUUCUGUAUGGCACGAAAUGAAUUUAUCGUAUGAAGACGUCAGAGAAAAACGAGCUCUCGUUUCCGGAAUAUCACGCUCACGUCGACAAUGGCCAGCACAUUGUGCAUGUGGAGCAGCUCCUACAAUGUGUCCUGCAGGACCACCAGGCCCACCGGGAACAGACGGUAUACCUGGAGAACCUGGCCGAGCCGGUCUACCUGGGAAACGUGGCCAGGAUGGAAUAUCAAUAAGUGGCGGUGGAGGAGCUGGUGGAUGCAUUAAGUGUCCUCCUGGGCCUCCAGGACCGGCAGGACCCGACGGAUCUAUGGGACCACCUGGACCAAAUGGUAUGCCUGGACAAGCCGCAAGAGACGGCGGUCAGGGGCCACCAGGACCACCCGGUCCUGCAGGAGACGCUGGAACCCCAGGAAGGCCGGGAGACCAAGGUCCACCUGGCCGUCCGGGCGCUCCAGGACAGCGAAGCAUUGGGGUACCAGGGCCUGCUGGCGUUCCUGGACCACCUGGACCACCUGGGCCUGCAGGAGAAAGGGGUGCUGAUGGAGGUGCGGGAGAACCUGGGCCACCGGGACCCCCCGGGCGUCCAGGGAAUCCUGGAAGAGCGGGACCAGAUGGACCGCCUGGAAAUCCUGGUGUGGCUGGUAUGCCUGGAAGAGACGCUCAAUACUGUCCAUGUCCGCCACGUACUAUUGUCUACAGAGCUCUCCACAAAGAGGUUUUCACGAAGAAAAGGAGAGUUAAGGAUACGUUUCCUCUCUCCAAGCGGUUUCUUCCUCAUCGCAAGGGAAAGAAGAAUAAGCAAACUUCGCCAUGA
Messenger RNA from Necator americanus (New World hookworm), 1098 nucleotides. RefSeq lists its product as uncharacterized. Gene Ontology annotation, molecular function: structural constituent of cuticle. The record is from RefSeq and is a predicted model, not a curated record. Bases 1 to 1098 code for a protein of 365 amino acids. Lineage: Eukaryota; Metazoa; Nematoda; Chromadorea; Rhabditida; Ancylostomatidae. The transcript is spliced from 4 exons.